CAGUGUUGCAGAAUCAAAACAAGCAAAGUGCUCGAAGUAUUUUAUAUUAAAAAGUUUAUUUUACCUAAUAGUAUCAGUGUAAAACAAAUUAUAUGUGUUUAAACGUUUUAAAAUAAAUGAAACAUGUUUGGAAUACAUUUGAGGCAGUUAUACCGCACCUGUGAUAAGGUUAUAAUUCGUAACCUCAGAAGUCGCAGGAUUGAUGGUAUAAAACCAAAUCCUGGCCUCAACAAUCGAUUGAAAGCUUUUCAAGAAGAUGGUAUGCAAAUAAAAGAAGAAAACCUUGAAGAAUUCGUCGAACAAUCUGAGAGCGACUUUUAUAAUGUCGGACAAGCAUACAAAGAAUUUAAAAAGGAGACCUUAAUGGGUAAACAUGAACUACGUCAUCACAUCGUUAAGGACAAGUACUUCAAAGAGCACAUGCCCAACUUACUGACUUGGAGUGAAAAGGAACAAAUCCGUCACUUGGCCAGCAGUGAACCUGAUGAAUGGACACCGGAGAGGAUUGCCGAGAGCUUUCCUGUAACCAUACCUUUUGUUAAGAAACUACUCAAAUUCCCAUGGAAACCAGCUACAGAAGAGCGGAUCGCGCGUCAUGAUGCCUCAGUCAUGAGGAAUUGGAGAGAACUGAAAGAGGGGUCCUUAGACAUACCCCCAGAGCUCAGGGAACAUUUCUUGAAGUUCUCUGAAAGAACCAUUCCUCCACUGAAGAAGGAAUCUAUUAAAAUUGACAUCACACCUGAAAGGGAUCUUGGAGAGUUUGAGAGGAUUGUUAGAAAAUGUGCAGCUAAGGAAAAUAAUGAGGCAAACACUGGACCUACUCACAAUAAUGAACCUCUUGCACUACAAAGUCCAGAUACUAAAACAAAUUCAAAAGAAAAACCACCAAGAAGAUCAGACAAAUUUAUAACCUUCGAUGAACUUACUGCGAAAAUUAAGAAAAGUUUAGAUAAAGGUAAUCAAGUUGAUAUUAAGGAUAGAAUUAUUUUAAGCUCAACAGAAGAACUAACACCUAGCCCUAUAGAGAAAGUUCCUAAGAAGGAGGUCCAACAAGAAUCGGAACUGUUCCAUGAUAAAUACCCUGAAAGUGGUAUAGUAGAGUUUAGGAGUGAUGUUGAAGAUCCAAAGGAGAUUAUGAAUUAUCCAGAAAGGAUAAGAAUUCCUAAAAAGGCAUACAAGAAAGGAGCCACAUAUAAAGUUAAUGAUUGCUAUUACGAUCAUGAUGGUAGAUUCUUAUACAGAGUAUUAGGCAUGUCUCAAUAAUAUAAUGUACAUAGAUAGGUUGAAUAAAUAAAACAAUUAAUAUUGAAGCCUUAUAUAUUUUUUUUAUAAAAAUUAUAUGCAUUUUAUUACACUUGUCAAAAUAAAAUAAUCUUUAUUCAAUAACAGAACUUUGCAAGUUAAUUGCAUGUCUUUUAUGACUGUAGCUUUGAAUAUACGAUUCAAUCUUCAUUUUUCUUAGGUGAUUAUUUUACAACAUGAAAUAACCCUUACAUGGCUUCAUUGUACAAUAUUACGGAACUAACAAUAUGGCUUGUACAUGAUUACUAGUGUACAUACAAUUCAAAGAUGAAAAUACAUUUUUAUUAUAAAAAUUGGAUACA
Spodoptera litura is the source of this 1604-nucleotide messenger RNA. RefSeq lists its product as uncharacterized. The record is from RefSeq and is a predicted model, not a curated record. Lineage: Eukaryota; Metazoa; Arthropoda; Insecta; Lepidoptera; Noctuidae. Gene Ontology annotation, cellular component: nucleus.